Molecule: messenger RNA, 441 nt
Organism: Puccinia graminis f. sp. tritici CRL 75-36-700-3
Lineage: Eukaryota; Fungi; Basidiomycota; Pucciniomycetes; Pucciniales; Pucciniaceae
Exons: 3
Coding region: 1-441 (146 amino acids)
Source: RefSeq, a predicted model, not a curated record
AUGACAAAUGUCAAAAAGUUCUCAGACUUCACCGCAGAACAAAAGUUUAUUGGCGGCCAUCUGAAAACUGUCACACUCCCAGAAGGAAAAGUCGAACAAAGAUUGGCUCAGAUUUACCCUUUCCUAGCUAAAAAGGCAAUGUUUGACUAUGAAGAUGUUGAAAUACUAGUGGCUCAAAUAGUGGAUCUGGCGGAAGGCGAAACGCAAGACUCCGGUCAAUGUCCUUCAAGACCUCGGAGAAGACAUUGGGCUCAAUUUAAGCUUAACGACCCACAAUCAAACCAAAAGAGGAUUUCCUUGUUAGAAACUGUAGCUAUACGUCUAGGCCUCCUCAUGUUGUUAAAAUUACGGGACCAGAAAGGGAAGUCUCUCAUCGUCUGGACGGAAAACACGACUACAGAAAUGUCAGCUUGCUACUAUGGCAGAGACAACCUGUCAUAG